Molecule: messenger RNA, 369 nt
Organism: Letharia columbiana
Lineage: Eukaryota; Fungi; Ascomycota; Lecanoromycetes; Lecanorales; Parmeliaceae
Exons: 1
Coding region: 1-369 (122 amino acids)
Source: RefSeq, a predicted model, not a curated record
AUGACAGCCAUUUCAAGCUUUAUCGCAGCCUGCGUACGAUACAGCUCACAGCUGCGCGUGCCCAACGAAACAUUGGAAUCACUGGAAAGGAUCCACGAAAGCUACGGCAAACUCGGCAUCAUUGUCAAUGAUAUCCACAGUUUCGAGAAAGAACUCCGUUUGUGGAAGAGGGACCACAAGGAAGGUGCGAAAUUGCUGAACAUCGUGAAUACAAUGUCUAUAGAUGCUGGGGUAUCAUAUGCCACGGCAAACGCAUUUUGUGGGUUCUCUGUCGGGAGUGGGAAAUUUAUCAUUAAGACAUGGUGGCAAAAGCGCUGGAAGGUAAAGGAGGGACUGAUCCGUCUCUCAAGCUGUAUCUCAAGGGUCUAG